GCUCGAGCUGGGGACCGGUAAGCGCGCGAUGGCUGGGAAGCCGUAACGCCAUCACUGACAAUAACGGCAGCCAGAAGGCGACCGAGCCGCCUCCCGUCAAUUCAUGAGGUCUUUUGCAUCUUGUGCAUUUCUGUGGAAAAGACAAUAGAUGUCAAAAUGAUAAUAUCUCAAAACAAGAUUCAUACUUCUGCCUCCUGAGGUUCACACUUAAGGAAAGAUCUCAUGGUAUUCAAUAUGACAUCAAGAGCUGCAAUGAAACCUUAUUAAAAUGAGAGAACCUGAACAUUGAAGCUGAAAAGCCGUACAAACCUGUACAGGAGUGAAACUAUCCAAUAUGCGCAUCAGCACGAGAAGAAUCGUUCUACUUACUUGCUGUGCUGUUGCUACUAUGAUGGUGUUUCACAUGGGCCAGCACAUGUGGGAAUGCCAGCAAAUAUUGAAUCAGAAUGGGGGCUGGUUCAAUGGCAGACGAACGCAUAGUAUGAUGAAACCAGAAAAGGAUGAAUUGGUCAUGUAUAACUCAAAAAACAUUGAAUAUCGCUACAGUAAAAAUAUGCCUCUAAUCUUCAUAGGUGGAGUGCCCCGAAGUGGGACAACAUUAAUGAGAGCCAUGAUGGAUGCACAUCCAGAAAUACGCUGCGGUGAAGAAACUCGGAUCAUUCCACGUGUGCUGGCCAUGCGUCAGGUGUGGUCUAAAUCAGAACGUGAAAAGAUGCGCUUGAAUGAGGCAGGAGUGACAGACCAUGUCCUAGACGCGGCAUUGCAAGCAUUUAUUUUAGAAGUAAUUGCAAAACAUGGUGAACCAGCAAAAUACUUGUGCAAUAAGGACCCUUUCACCUUAAAGUCUUUAAAUUAUCUGUCCAAACUGUUUUCACAAUCUAAAUUUAUUCUGAUGAUACGAGAUGGCCGGGCAUCGGUGCAUUCCAUGAUUACAAGAAAAGUGACGAUUGCUGGAUUUGACCUUAACAGCUACAGGGAUUGUAUAAUCAAAUGGAAUAAAGCUAUUGAAAUUAUGUAUGGACAGUGUAUGGAGGUGGGACCCUCCAGGUGCCUCUCUGUUUAUUAUGAGCAGCUAGUAUUGCAUCCCAGAAAAACUAUGGAAGAGAUCAUGACAUUUCUGAAUAUUCCAUGGAAUGAUGCUGUUUUGCAUCAUGAAGAACUAAUAGGAAAAUCAGGAGGAGUCUCGCUUUCAAAAAUUGAACGAUCCACUGACCAGGUUAUCAAGCCAGUUAAUCUCGAGGCCUUGACCAAAUGGGUGGGACAUAUUCCAAAUAGUGUGGUUGAAGACAUGGCGCGGAUAGCACCUAUGUUGGCCAAGCUGGGAUAUGAUCCCAAUGCCAACCCACCAAAUUAUGGGAAUCCUGAUGCACUUGUUGUAAAUAACACCAAAAGGGUCUUGCAAGGUGACUUUAAAACACCUGUCAAUUUAAAAGGACCUUCUCCGGUAAAGCUGAAUGUUACAGCAACUGGAUUUCGGUAGCAACAAAACAGUGGAUAAUGACAAAGGGAAUCGGAUUGUCUGGAAGACACAAUAGAAAAUGAAGAAAUUACUGGAAAUAUAAACUGGAAGCAUAAACACCUGCUGAGAGAACUUCGUAUCUGUACAUACUGUAGAGUUUUGAUGGAAGGAAUGUAUCUGUGACCAUCUUGCUGAAUUUUGACUAUUUGUGAAGAAAGCUAAUUUAAUGAUGCUUUCUUCUCCAAAACUAAAGUUCGCUAAAUAUUUCCAAGAUGAAGUCAUUAAUGUAAAGAUCUGUGUUCAUGUUGUAAGUGAUGUUGCAUCAUUCGUUUUCUGUGAUGGCUGUUUUGUUUUAAUUUGGCCAUGCUUUCUUCUUCAUGCGUAUAUUGAUCAUCAUGACAUGAGCAGUGCGUUAAGCUGCUGUAUUAUUUCCUAUCACCACUAUGACAAUCUAGAAUGUGUAAUCCUGUUGGUUUUUCUCUUACAAACUAUUUAUAAUAAUGGAUGCUGAGUGUACUUGAUCAAUUAGUAUUACUCAAUUUCCAAGUUAAAACUGGCAAUUUCCCCAGAAAAUAAUCAAUGUCGAAGUGAAAUUCAAGCAAGGAGUUCAGAUAACCGUUUUUAUUAAUAGCUAAACCCUUAACAUAGCAUACUAAAAACAGAAAAUGCUGGAAGUACUCAGUAGGUUGCACCUGUAUAGAGAAUAAUAAUUCUGAAAUUCACACCAGUUCAGUUUUAUUAUGUUAAAAAUGUUGGUUUUGUUUUUAAAGACCUUCAAGCCAAGUUUUUUUGUUUUUGUUUUAUUUUUGAUGCCAUGGCUGGCUGUGCAGUACAGUUUUGCUUUGGGUGACCAGUGUAAUAAAAUGUCAGAAGAAUCUGAGCUGAAGGUGACUUAAAUCUGCAUCCAUGUGAAGUCUGAUAGAAAGCAUCCACCUCGAACUUUAAGUAAAUAGCAUUGAAAGAAGCUGGGUCCUUAAAUGUUAUAAAUGCAUUCGCUGAAGUAGUGCCAGGUGACACAGGAUAGUUCAUAAUACUGUGACGUAUUCUCUAUAACUUCCAGAUCUUCAGUUGUAAAUUGCACAAAACUUCAGUCAUCUGCAUAUCAUAACUUUGAUUAUGUUGCCAAAAGAAAACCUGGGGAAAUCAUUCCCUAUCCAGUUAUUCUGUUGCUUUGUUAAUGUUCUUUAUCCAACUUUCACUAGCAAAUAGUAUUAGGUGGCCACCCCUGCUCAAUCUUGCCUUUCAAAAUGGAGGUAUGAUAACUUCGUGUUAGAUUUUAAAAUAAAAUCUUUCUGUUCUGACCAGAUUCUGAUAAUUCCUGGAAGAUAAAGAAAAUUUAGGUAAGGUUUACUGUUCAAUAUUUUCUUUAUCUAAAGAAAUGUCAUUUGGCAUAAUACCAAGUGAAUUCUAAUUUACAUAAAAUACAUCUUGCACAAGAGCAGAUCAUUCGGUCUGAUAGUCUGUGGUGACAUUUAUAUUUCACAUAAGCCUCUUUCUAGUUUUUUUUUUCAGCUUUUCACCUCUCUCUUCUCCCACCUAUUUGUCUAGUUUGUUUUGUUUGGAAAAUGUCUAUGUAGUGGCAUGCUGCACACUCUAACCAUUUUGAAUGCAUGAAUAUUUCUUUAUUUCCUGAGAGGAUUUAUUUGUAAUCGUCUUGAAUUUUUGGCCCCUAUUUUUGCAUUGUUCAAAAGCCUAAACAUGGAAAAUCUUUUUAUUGUUUCUGACAGGGAAAAAAAGCAUUCAGUCUUUCCCUUUAGUUAGAAUCAAUUUUUGGUCCCAUCCUCAAACCAUUUUUGUACUUUUUUCCAGUACUUUUAUGUCUAUUUCAUAGUGUGAAGAUUAAAAAAUGAGCUUUAUGGCGGCAUGACCAGAGUCCUGUAUAGGUUUAACAUAAUUCACUGUUUUAAUUGCUUUGCUGACAUGCUUUAUUGAUUUAUUUCACCUGCGUCGUUGGAGCUCGUCGGUCUUCUACCACUUCUUUUUUGAUAAGGUGUAGAACUUGUUUGUAUUCUCCCUACCAAGGGGUAUCACCUCACUUAUUUAUUUAACGUUCAUUUGCUACCCCCCUGCCCAAUCAGCAAGUGUCUAAAAACAUAUUGUGCUGUGUUCUUCCUCAGCUUUUAACUGUACACCAAUUUCAUAUCAUUGUGAAACUUUGAUUAUUGAGUAACUUGUGAUUGAGUCCAAGCAUUCACUGAGUUACGACUAACAAUGGUCUCCGGGGACACUGCUUUCAUAUUUCUUCCAUGUGAAUAACUAUUCUUUAGCACUACCGUCUGCUUGCUUGUUUUUAAGAUUUGCUUAUUCAUCCAGCUAUUUGUCUUGACUCGGUGUGCCCAACAAUUGUCAUAGGCCUUCUGUUAAGUACCUUAAUUAAACAGUUAGCCUUCAUUUCUCACUAAAAGUAAAUAUUUCUAUUAUUGCUGAUAAACUAAAUGGGUUGAUCUCUUAAGAUAUCAUCCUUCUUUUAAAUGUGUAAUUUUCAUCUAUAAGUACAAGACACAGUUUAAAAAAAAAAAAAAAAUGUUUUAACUACAUUGCUUACCACUUAAAUUGAAAGAAACAAAAGCUUCCUCUUCAGGAUUAGAGCUUCUAUCUUCAGUUACUGAAUUGCACAGCAUUUGCCAAUUAUUAGAUGAAUCCGUUUAAGAUGUUGACUAAACUCCCAAAAUUACGUAAUGUGUGGUUGCCUUUUGCUUUCUUCAUCUGUUGGAUUUCUUUUGAUGUUUUUUAAAAUGAAGAAGUGUUCAGAGUUGCUAGUGAAUUAGACUCUGGUCUUCCACCUGUCAAUUGAGUUUUAGUCUCACCAGUGUCCUCUGCCUCUUAGUUACAGGGAAAGAGUACGUUUAUCCCAGCAAUCUUAAGUCAGUUCUUAAUGGACACAAAUCAUGGCAUAAAACUCCUGAAUUGCCAUUACAUUCGUAUUCUUGCUGGGGGCUUUAAGAGUGUUACGAUGGAAUGAAGAAAACUUUAGACAGGAAGCAGUAUUCUAAAGUUGCUACUGGGGCAUGUUUUGGAGUAGAGUGGAAAAAAAAUUAUUUGCUGCAGCUAAUCCAUGUUGAAUCCAGUCUAGAAAUGUUUAAUGUUGCCAUUGAUUUUUAAAUGCCAAACAAAGCCUUUUUGCUCACCAACAUUUAACCUUCCUCCUGAGGAAGGGUCACUGGUCCCGAAACGUUAACUCUGUUUUUUCCUUCACGGAUGCUGCCAGACCUGCUGAGCUUCUUCCAGCAACUUUGUUCUUGUCCCUGUGUUUAAUAUUCCUCUCUGGAUUAGCGCAAAAUUUACAGAAAGAUUUGGGGGAAAAAAACUCUCUUGCUAGUUCAAGUCUUAAUCUUCAUGGCUGUUAGCAUUUCAUUAUGAUGACGAAAUCAAUAGGAAUAUCUUUUAGAACAAGAUAUUUGCAUUAGUUGUCAUAUCUGCUAUUCUCCAUCCUAGUGCCAUCUCUGCUAUACGAAAAGACAUGAGGGGAUAUGCUCUUUACAAAGAUUUAACAGCAGUGUUACCUGUCAAUGAAUGGAAGUCCUCAAUUUUUUUGCUACAUUUUGUUUGGCACUGAAUUUGCUCCAAGUGCAGAGUUGACUGAAGAGCUCUUAAGGAUCAAGAUAGGUUUGAUUAAAGCCAUUCACUUUUUUAAAAAAUUUCCUCUGAGAUCAAAAUGAGCUUUAAAAUGCAAAUUGAUAUUGGAAAUGCCAUUUGUGUGCCUGCCACUCUAACUUCAUAAUUUGUCCUUUUAUCCUCUGUUCUAACUGCACAUUUUUAGAAUUUAGUGCAAAAGCACUAAAAACAGUUUAGAGGAACAACAAGAAAAAAUUUAAGAAGCUGGUAAUUUUAGUUUGUUGAAUAUCGUGUAUAUUUUUAUUUGUGCAGACAUAUGGAAAGGACGGGGUGGAGGUGGUUGCAUUGCUCUGCAGAAAUCUUUUCCUCCUAGAGCUCCAGCUCAUUUUUGUUCAUCACCCUUCAAAGAACAUUUUGAUUUCCUUCCACGAGUUCUGUACUCUGUGCUGAUGCAUAUUGUCGUCUUUUUUUCUCCCUGGCAACACCUGAAAUCUUCAGGACAAUAAGAAUUUAAUUAGAUGGUUGGAUUCAUCCCAGCUGCAUCUGUUCCCUAGUUGACAAAGCUAGCCAAUCAAAGACCAGUGAUCAAACAUUAGAAUUUAUAGUGUGGUUUGAUACCAGAUUGGUGCUUAUACCAAUGGGAAUAACUUGUCUAUUGUCCUCAUUACUCACUGUUACACCUUACUGGGAUAGCACACCAAAAAAUGAGCUCUUCAAUUUGCAAAGUUGACACAAAACUUAAAGUUUUAUAAGUAUGCAAAGGUUCCCAAUUUACCUGACUAUCAGAUCCAGAUUGACAAAGCACGAACCAAGUUUCUGUACUUAACAAGAAUCACUACUUAUUACAAAUAAUUGGACUCUAGCUACAGGUAAACAAUUAUAAGCUGUCUGCCUGUAACUACUAAUUAAAACGCUGACAUACAGACAGACAUGGGGCAGGGCAGUGGGGAAAUAUCAUGGGUGUUAUGUCAGAGGGAAAUACUGGGGAGGUAAUUCAGCCUUCUUUGUUCCCAGCGUUUUCUGAGAAAAUUCUUUUGCUGAUCAGUGCUGAUUUGUGAUUCAGCUUCUGUAGAUGUUUUCACUUGUUAGCGGUGUACACAGGAUGACACUUCACACUGGUAAAGGUCUCUAUUAAUUAGAAGUCACCGUUUACAGCAACAGCUGAAGGAAAAAUUAACUGACUUUCUUUACACUUAAAGCCAUUCCUUCUGCAGAGAACAAACAUGGCCCCCGCGCUUGCAGCGAUCCAUGGCUUCUCACAAUGUUCACAGCCCAAAAUUGUUCAGCAAUGUGGGAGCCAAUCAUGUAGUGGCAGCAGGCAGAAGCUGCUUCUCAUCAAUGUUCUGUGGACUCAAUCACAUUUUUGGGUUGGCAAGAUGUAAUUAGUGAGGAGCCACAGGGUUCAGUCUUCAUGCCCCAACUAUUUACAAUCUAAUGACUUGGCUGCAGGAAUAGAAAGUACAAUAACCAAAUAAGCAGAUGGUGCUAAAAUAAAGGGGAAAGUAAGUUGCAAUGAAGAAGUAAGAAAUUUACAAAUGAAUACAGCCAAGUUAAGUGAAUGGCCAAAAUUUGGCAGACGCUUGACAUGGGUAAGUGUGAGAUUAUCCAUUUUGGUAAACAGAAUAGAAAGUUAGCUUAGUACCUAAAUGGAGAAAACUUCAGAGUGCUUUAGUGCAGAGGGGUCUGGGUGUCUUCGUGCGUGAAUUGCAGAAAGCUAAUAUGCAGGUACAGCAGGUAAACAGGAAGGCAAAUGGAAUGUUGGUAUAUAUUGCUAAAGGAAUAGAAUACAAAAGUAGGCAAGUCUUGCUGCAACUGUAUAAGACAUUAAUGAAUCACUUGGGGGAUUUAGUUGCAUUGGAGGCAGUUCAGAGGAGGUUCACUGAUUCCAGAGAUAAGGGUUUUGCCCUAUGAGAGGAGAUCUAAUUGAGGAACGUAAGAUGUUAAAGGGAAUUAACAAAGUUGGUGUAGAGAGGAUGUUUCUUCAACUGGCAUAAUCUAGAAUGAGAGAUCAUUAGUUUUAGGAUAGCAAUAGCAGAUUUAAAAUGGAGAUUAGAACUUAAUUCUCUCAAAGGGUUGUGAAUCUGUGGAAAUCACUACCCCAAAGUGCAGUGGUUGCUGAGACGUUGAGUAAAUUUAAGGAGGAGAUUUGAUUAUUUAUUAGUAAUGGCUUGAAGGGUUGUGGAGACCAGACAAAGUGGUGUUGAGGCUGAAGUGUGAUCACCCAUGAUUGUAUCAAAUGGUGGAGCAGGUUUGAGGGACUCAAUUGUCUACUAAUGCUAGUUCUUAUGUUCUUUUAAUGAAAGAAUUUCUUCUAUUCCAUCCAAAGUGAAGGAGUUGGAAAGUGGGGAGAAUUUUAAUCAUGUGUAAUAUAUUAGUAAGAACUUUAUAUCUUGUACUUUGACACCAGAAGUUACUCAAAUAAGAGGUUUGAUUUCUAUAAUUGCUUUGGAAAUGGCAUAGAAUCUUAGCUGCACACAGUUGCUUUAAUAACAUGUAUUAUAUUGUACUUAUUCCAGUCAAAUUAGAGACAGCAAAUGAAGGGAGAAAGAAAUAAUUUGGUAACAGACAAGGUGGUACUUUAAUCAUUUUUGAUUUUAGCUCAAAUUUCAGUAGUGUAAAAAUGAGGAGAGAUUUCUACUGAGUAAAGUUUGUUUGUUUGUUAUUUUGAAAUAGUCUACUUGUCUGUACCUCUCCUUGCCAUUACAUAGAUUCAAUCACCAAAAAAGUUAAUUGGGAACACGAAACCAUUCAUACAUGUGCUGUGUUGCCCUAUGGUUCUAAUAAUUAUUGCUCUUGAUAGCUUAUGGAAAAGACCAAAUUGAUUGUUAGAUUUUUAAAUGUGGGCUGAAUGUCAGCAAUUUUUGUUUUUUGUUUUUUUGUUUUGGCCUUCAUGGUCUUUCAUGCUACCAAUAAGUAGGUCAGGCAUUCCUCUCCUUAUCCACCAUUUGUCAUGAAGCAUCCCCAAUUCAAUAUACUCCCAACUUCAGUUGAGCAUUGAUUGAUUCGUCCUCUCGUCCUCUCGUCCCACUGCUAAAGCUAACAGCAAUCACGUGUACUUUACUGGCAUGCUGUGAUUUACAAUUUCCAGUUUACAGUUACAUUAAAAACUAAUUUAAUUACAAAUGAUAGAAAAUUUGUAGUGAUUGCAGUAUAAACCAGAGAAGCUGCUAAGAUUUUUAAGUUUUUUUUUUUAAGAAAAAAGGUCAGAUUCACUGAAUUCCCUUCAGAAAACUACAUAAAUUUCAAAUAAUUUAAAAAGAAAUUAUCUCUUAAAGGAGAUAAACUAAAUCAAGCAGAGCAACUACCUCAGACCAAUUAGAUGCAUAAAGAAGUUAGUCAGGCAUCACAGAAACAGACCCUUCGGUUCAAUGACUCCAUGCCAAAUUAUAAUCCCAAACUAAACUAGUCCUAUUUGCCUGUUC
Messenger RNA from Rhincodon typus (whale shark), 8436 nucleotides. Its product is annotated as protein-tyrosine sulfotransferase 2. Gene Ontology annotation, molecular function: protein-tyrosine sulfotransferase activity. Gene Ontology annotation, biological process: peptidyl-tyrosine sulfation. The coding region runs from base 335 to 1480 and encodes 381 amino acids. The record is from RefSeq and is a predicted model, not a curated record. The transcript is spliced from 8 exons. Gene Ontology annotation, cellular component: Golgi apparatus. NCBI's taxonomy places the organism in Eukaryota, Metazoa, Chordata, Chondrichthyes, Orectolobiformes, Rhincodontidae.